UAUAAGCCUUAUGGAUUGCCUGUCAAGUAAUGUUAAUGGAAUGAUUGUUUCAAAUGGUGUCAUCGAAGAGAAAUUUUACUUUGAUGAAACAGGGGAGCUGUUUAACAAAACCCCCAUGUUAAAAAUGGAUGGACAAUUUAUAGAUGGUGAACAAGCAUCAAUUUCUUGUUACGAUAUUAUCCAGUCAGACGCAAGUAGUCUAGAUUUAUCAUGUGACAAUGUAACCUACAUAAAACAGGAAGUUAUUGACGAUGCUACUUUAAUUAAAAAUGUUUUUACGGCCGACAUAAAGGAUGAUGAUACUAUAUGUAGAUGUAGUUCUAACAAAUCGAACAGCCAGUCAAUGUUGAAAAUUCACAUAUUCCCUUACAAAGGAUAUAAUGUAUCACAUAGAAAGGAAGUGUGUGAAAGUAAUUCAGAGAUAAAACUCACCUGUGAAGACGAUAACUUAUCAGACGUUUUUCACUUUGGAAAGUGGUUUCACCACUAUAAUGAUGUUGAAAUACGUCCAUUAUUUGGACUUUCAUCAGGGAAACAGACUUCUAUCCAUAUACCAUUCUGUACAUAUGAAGAUAUAGGGAACUAUACAUGCAGCAUAACAGAUAUACGAAAGAACACAACGGUUUUUUAUUCAACCACUUUUCUAAGUGUACCAGGUCCACCUGUUAUUGUUAACAACUCUAUAGUGAAGCAUAAUUCAAAAGCAGAAUGUUUACUUAGUGUUGAAUUUUAUUCUUUUGAUGAAAUAUCAACAAUUACUUGGUAUAAGAAUGGAAGACUAUUACAUUCAUCAGAAAAUCAAAGACCAAAUGUAAGACCAACCACACAUAUUGUAAAUAUGCAUAACAAGGACGUUCCAGUAAAAGCUAAAAUUGCAACGCUUCAACUGAAACCAGUAUGUGAUGUCGAUACGUCUAUGUAUCGCCUUACUGUGAAAACAGAUUAUUUCUCAACUUCUCAUACGUUUGAACAGGAAGAUAACACAGUACACACAGUGUUAAUAAUGUCACUGCUUAUAGCAACAGGAAUUGUUAUUACAGGACUGAUCAUAAUUAUAUGUAGAGCAACCAAAGGAAGAAAAAAGAAAUACCGGUUCAACAAAAAAAGUCUAUAUACUGGUAAUGCUGUAGUGGGACGACGAAUUGAUACCCAGUUUUAUGAAGAAAUUGAUAUGUUUAUUGAGAAUUUAAGACAGGCAGAUGAAGAAACUACAGGGCAAAAUAGAUAUGCAAUAUCAGAAAAUGAAUAUGAGCAGAUACCAUUUGAUAGAGAAUGAAAAUAUUGGAAAAACGAUGAAAACUUUUGAUACAGUACACAAUCGUAAAACUUAAAGUUAUUUUCAUUGUAUAUUUAAACUAUUUAAUAUUAAA
Molecule: messenger RNA, 1370 nt
Organism: Mytilus trossulus (common blue mussel)
Lineage: Eukaryota; Metazoa; Mollusca; Bivalvia; Mytilida; Mytilidae
Exons: 8
Coding region: 11-1276 (421 amino acids)
Source: RefSeq, a predicted model, not a curated record